AUGUCCUCCCUCGAGGAUCUCUGCGUCGACUUCAUUUCUUCGCACUGUGAAUGGGUAGACUCUUGGGACGGCGUACCGGACUAUCUGUCCAAGAAGGUGUUUUUCAGAAUGGUUGACAAGGGAUGCGUCGACUUCACCGAGGACGCCUGCAUCAGAUUAAAACCAUUCCGCGACACUUAUGGCAUCCUAUUACAAAGUCGAGUGAACUUCUCUCAGCAAUCAGCGAUGUUCUUCUCGGAAAUACUCGAUAUCUACGAGCUGAUCGCGGACUACAUAGCUUUUUUGGAUCUAUCUAAAUGUAAACUGGGAUCGGGCCAUCCGGUUUUCGCCUCCCUCGUCUAUUUCCACAAUCUCCGUUGCCUCGUGAUGAGCGAAUGUGCUCUCAACGAUGACUCCCUCAGAAGGCUCACGCUGCCGAUCUCGAUGAGGGACACCGGCGCUAAAAACCUACUCAUGCUGGACAUUUCGAACAAUCCUCAGAUAACAUCGAGAAGCAUUCCCAAGAUCAAAGUGUUCCGCAAACUUAAGAAGCUCAACAUUCGCGGGACGCAGAUAGCGGCCGACAGUCUGGAUAUUGAAACGAUGCCAACCAUAGAAGUGCACAACAAUGGAUGGAUCUCUGAAAGCGGCCUCUGGGACCGAUGGAACAGCAUUCUGGAAGGUCCGAGGAGAAAGAAAAGACACUUUUGA
Galendromus occidentalis (western predatory mite) is the source of this 690-nucleotide messenger RNA. RefSeq names its product leucine-rich repeat-containing protein 42. The record is from RefSeq and is a predicted model, not a curated record. NCBI's taxonomy places the organism in Eukaryota, Metazoa, Arthropoda, Arachnida, Mesostigmata, Phytoseiidae. The coding region runs from base 1 to 690 and encodes 229 amino acids. The transcript is spliced from 3 exons.